Messenger RNA from Penicillium oxalicum, 1203 nucleotides. RefSeq names its product glycoside hydrolase family 18 protein. Gene Ontology annotation, cellular component: extracellular region. Gene Ontology annotation, molecular function: chitinase activity; chitin binding. The transcript has 6 exons. Gene Ontology annotation, biological process: chitin catabolic process; carbohydrate metabolic process. The coding region runs from base 1 to 1203 and encodes 400 amino acids. Lineage: Eukaryota; Fungi; Ascomycota; Eurotiomycetes; Eurotiales; Aspergillaceae. The record is from RefSeq and is a predicted model, not a curated record.
AUGUCGGCAGGAUUGAAAAGUAUCGCCUACUUUGUUAACUGGGCUAUCUACGGGCGCAACUACAACCCGCAAGAUCUCCCUGCCGGAAAAUUGACACACGUGCUGUAUUCCUUUGCCAACAUUCACCCAGAGACCGGAGAGGUGUACUUGACCGAUAGCUGGUCUGACGUCGAGAAGCACUAUGCGGGCGACUCGUGGAACGACACCGGCAACAACGUCUACGGUUGUAUCAAGCAGCUGUUCCUGCUCAAAAAGAAGCAUCGUCAAUUAAAGGUUCUGCUGUCGAUUGGUGGCUGGACAUAUUCUGCCAAUUUUGCUGGUCCGGCGAGCACACCUGCUGGCCGUGCCAGAUUUGCCGAAUCGGCCACUCGUUUGGUCCUUGACCUUGGAUUAGAUGGAAUCGACAUUGAUUGGGAGUAUCCGCAAGAUGAGACACAAGCACUCAAUCUGGUCGAGUUGCUGCGAGCGUGUCGUCAUAAUCUGGACACUGCCGCUGGUCCGCAUCGCAAGUUCUAUCUAUCCAUCGCCUGUCCUGCAGGCCCCAAUAACUUCAACAAACUCAAGUUGCACGAGAUGACCCCGCUACUGGAUUUCUACAACCUCAUGGCCUACGACUAUGCGGGCAGUUGGGACCGAGUCGCUGGUCACCAAGCCAAUCUCUACCCCUCGAGGUCGAAUCCAGCCUCGACCCCCUUUUCCACCAUUGCUGCUCUAGAUCACUAUAUCGGUGUGGGCGGCGUGCCUCCCAAUAAAAUGAUCCUGGGCAUGCCAUUGUAUGGACGAGCCUUUGAGGGAACCGAUGGUCCAGGAACACCAUAUAGCGGCGUCGGGCCGGGCAGCUGGGAGAACGGAGUCUGGGACUACAAGGCUCUGCCACGGCCAGGCGCCACCGAGCAUCUGGACACAGAAGCCGAUGCGUCGUGGAGCUAUGAUCCUGCUUCGCGGACCAUGGUCUCGUACGACACCGUCGUGAUGAGCGAGCGAAAGGCGGCCUUUGUAAAGUACCGACAGCUGGGGGGAGGAAUGUGGUGGGAGAGCAGCGGAGAUAAAGGUGGCAAGGACGCUAACCCGGCCCAGGGCAGUUUGAUCGGCACCUUUGUCGAUGGGAUUGGAGGGGUCACUGCACUCGACGGGAUCGAGAAUGCGCUGGAUUACCCGGAGAGCAAGUAUGAUAAUCUGCGGGCUGGGUUCCCGGGUCAGUAG